UCCGCGCGCGGCUGGGCUAGGAGUGAGUGCAGUCGCUCCGUCGGUCUCGGGGUCGAGGGGUGAGGGCACCAUGGCGUCCGGCUGCAAAACUGAGUUACGCAGUGUGACAAAUUGUCAGUCUAACCAACCAAGUAAUGAAGGCGAUGCUAUCAAAGUUUUUGUGCGAAUUCGCCCACCUACAGAGGGUUCUGGAUCAGCUGAUGGAGAGCAAAACUUAUGCCUAUCUGUGCUGUCCUCUACGACUGUCCGGCUGCACUCCAACCCUGAGCCCAAAACCUUCGUAUUUGAUCAUGUGGCAGAAAUGGACACCACUCAGGAGUCUGUGUUCUCAACUGUGGCCAAAGGCAUUGUGGAGUCUUGCAUGAGUGGCUAUAAUGGUACCAUCUUUGCAUAUGGACAGACUGGUUCAGGGAAAACAUUUACUAUGAUGGGACCAUCUGAAUCUGAUCAUUUUUCUCAUAACCUGAGAGGAGUAAUUCCACGAAGUUUUGAAUAUUUGUUUUCCUUAAUUGAACGUGAAAAAGAGAAGGCUGGAGCUGGAAAGAGUUUUCUUUGUAAGUGUUCCUUUAUUGAAAUCUACAACGAGCAGAUCUAUGACCUCCUGGACUCUGCUUCGGCUGGACUGUACUUAAGGGAGCAUAUUAAGAAGGGAGUCUUCGUUGUUGGUGCUGUGGAGCAGGUGGUGACCUCAGCUGCUGAAUCCUAUCAGGUGUUGUCUGGAGGGUGGAGAAACAGACGUGUAGCAUCAACAUCAAUGAAUAGAGAAUCCUCUAGGUCUCAUGCAGUCUUUACAAUUACAAUAGAGUCGAUGGAGAAGAGCCAUGAAACUGUGAACAUACGGACCUCCCUUCUCAAUCUGGUGGAUUUAGCAGGAUCUGAAAGGCAAAAAGAUACCCAUGCAGAAGGGAUGAGAUUGAAGGAAGCAGGUAACAUAAACCGAUCGUUGAGCUGCCUGGGCCAGGUGAUUACUGCGCUUGUCGAUGUGGGUAAUGGAAAACAGAGACACGUUUGCUACAGAGACUCCAAACUUACCUUCUUACUCCGGGAUUCCCUUGGAGGUAAUGCCAAAACAGCCAUAAUUGCAAAUGUUCAUCCUGGAUCUAGGUGUUUUGGGGAAACCCUAUCAACGCUUAAUUUUGCCCAAAGAGCCAAGCUGAUUAAAAAUAAGGCAGUGGUAAAUGAAGACACGCAAGGAAAUGUGACCCAGCUCCAAGCUGAAGUAAAGAGGCUCAAAGAGCAGCUGGCCCAGCUUACUGCAGGGCAGGUACCACCAGAAAGCUUUCGGACCGGAGACAAAGACGAGACUGACUACAUGAAGUAUUUCCGAGAGGCAAUGUUAUUCUUUAAGAAAUCUGAACAGGAAAAGAAGUCUUUGGUAGAAAAAGUUAGCCAAUUGGAAGACCUCACCCUCAAAAAAGAAAAAUUUAUUCAAUCUAAUAAAAUGAUCGUGAAAUUCCGAGAGGAUCAAAUAAUGCGCCUGGAGAAGCUCCACAAGGAAUCCCGGGGAAGUUUUCUGCCCGAGGAGCAGGAUCGUUUGCUGUCGGAAUUGAGGGAUGAGAUUCAAACUCUGCGAGAACAAGUAGAGCAUCACCCCAGAGUUGCAAAAUAUGCUAUGGAAAAUCAUUCCCUCAGGGAGGAGAACAGAAGACUGAGAUUGUCACAGCCUGUGAAAAGAGCCCACGAAAUGGAUGCCCAGACCAUCACAAUCCUGGAGAAAGCUUUCUUUGAAGUAUCUGGCACAGAGAAAAAUGACAAAAACCAGGUUGUUUCCUUAUUAUCAGGUCAGCAAAGAUUCUCUCCCAAAGCUCCGAAAGAGCCAUGUUCGUUAGCAAACACUGAGAAGUUAAAAGCACAACUCCUGCAAGUUCAGACAGAGCUGAAUAAUUCAAAGCAAGAAUAUGAAGAAUUCAAAGAACUAACUAGGAAAAGGCAGCUGGAAUUAGAAUCAGAGCUUCAGUCUUUGCACAAAGCGAACCUUAAUCUUGAAAACCUUUUGGAAGCAACAAAAGCCUGCAAGCGGCAAGAAGUUUCCCAGCUGAAUAAAAUUCAUGCUGAAACACUUAAGAUCAUAACGACACCAACCAAGGCUUAUCAACUUUGGUCUCGACCACUACCAAAAUUAAGCCCUGAACUGGAGAGCUUUAGCUCUGCACACACUCAGAAUUCUAGCAGAUUGGAUAAGGAUAUCUUAAAUGAACCAUUGCCACCUGAGAUUAAUGAACAAGCUUUUGAAGCCAUUUCUGAAGAGCACAGAAUGGUGCAGGAACAAAUGUGUGCCCUUCAAGUCAAGUUGGAUGAAGAAGAGCAUAAAAACCUAAAGCUUCAGCAGCACAUUGACAAACUGGAACAUCAUUCUACUCAAAUGCAGGAGCUUUUCUCAUCAGAAAGAACUGAUUGGACCAAACAGCAGCAAGGGUAUCUCUCUCAGUUGAAUGUCCUUGAAAAGCAGCUUCAAGACACUCAAAUGAAGAAUGACUUUUUGGAAAGUGAGGUACAUGACCUGCGAGUAGUUCUUCAUUCUGCAGACAAGGAGCUGUCUUCAGUGAAACUGGAGUAUAUUUCAUUCAGAGAGAGUCAGGAGAAAGAACUCAACAGCCUUUCUGAAAGACACAUGCAUGUACAGCUUCAACUGGAUAAUGUCAGAUUGGAAAAUGAAAAGCUUCUUGAGAGCAAAACCUGCCUACAGGAUUCCUAUGACAACUUACAAGAAGUAAUGAAGUUUGAAAUUGACCAACUUUCAAAAAACCUCCAAAACUGCAAAAAAGAAAAUGAAACUCUGAAAUCUGAUCUGAAUAAUUUGAUGGAGCUUUUUGAGGCAGAGAAAGAACGCAAUAACAAAUUAUUAUUACAAUUUGAAGAAGAUAAAGAAAACAGUUCUAAAGAAAUCUUAGAAGUUCUUGAAGCUGUACGUCAGGAGAAACAGAAGGAGAUGGCCAAGUGUGAGCAGCAGAUGGCAAAAGUACAAAAACUAGAAGAGAGUUUGUGUGCUACCGAAAAAGUAAUCAGUUCUCUGGAGAAGUCUAGAGAUGCUGACAAGGAAGUUGUAGCUGACCUCAUGAGCCAGAUCCAGGAGCUAAGAACCUCAGUCUCUGAGAAAACAGAAACCAUAGACACCCUGAGGCAAGAACUGAAGGACAUCAAUGGCAAAUACAAUUCUGCUUUGGUUGACAAAGAAGAGAGCAAAGCAUUGAUUAAGAGACAGGAAGUGGACAUUCUGGAUCUGAAAGAAUCCCUGAGACUGAGAAUACUCUCCGAGGACAUAGAGAGGGACAUGCUCUGUGAGGACCUGGCUCACGCCACUGAGCAGCUGAACAUGCUCACCGAGGCCUCGAAAAAGCACUCGGGGCUUCUGCAGUCGGCCCAGGAGGAGCUGACCAGGAAGGACACCCUCAUCCAGGAGCUUCAGCAUGAGCUAAACCAAAAGAAAGAGGAAGUAGAACAGAAGAAGAAUGAAUAUAACUUCAAAAUGAGGCAACUAGAACAUGUGAUGGAUUCUGCUGCCAAGUAUCCCCAGAGCCCUAAAACACCACCACACUUUCAAACACAUUUGGCGAAACUCCUGGAAACGCAAGAACAAGAGAUAGAAGAUGGGAGAGCCUCCAAAAUUUCUUUGCAACACCUUAUAACAAAGCUAAAUGAAGACAGAGAAGUCAAAAAUGCUGAAAUCCUCAGAAUAAAGGAGCAGUUGUGUGACAUGGAAAACCUACGCCUGGAAGCCAAGCAGUUAAGAGAGAAAAACUGGCUCCUGCAAGGUCAGCUGGAUGAUAUUAAAAGACAAAAGGACAACAGUGAACAGAAUCAUUCAGACAUGCAGCAGCUGAAGAAUGAACAAGAAGAAAUCAAAGAAAGACUUGCUAAAAAUAAAUUGGUUGAAGAAAUGCUAAAAAUGAAAGCAGACCUAGAACAGCUCCAGAGUGCCCUUCAGAACAAAGAGACCGACUACCUUACAAUGACUGAGGAAGUUGAACGAGUUAGAAUGUUGGAGUCAAAAGCAUUCCAAGAAAAGGAACAACUAAGAUCAAAGCUGGAAGAAUUGUAUGAAGAAAAGGAGAGAACAUGCCAGGAGAUGGAAAUGUUAAGGAAGCAGGUGGAGUGUCUCGCUGAGGAAAAUGGGAAGUUGGUAGGUCACCAAAACCUACAUCAGAAGAUCCAGUACGUAGUGCGGCUGAAGAAGGAAAACAUCAGGCUUGCUGAGCUGACAGGGUCUUGGUGCUCUGGCCGGGUGUCAGGCCUAUGCUUCUGAGGUGGGAGAGCUGAGUUCAGGACAUUAGUCCAGCAGAGACCUCCCGGCUCCACACGAUAUCAAAUGGCAAAAGCUCUCCCAGAGAUCUCCAUGUCAAUGCUAAGACCCAGCUCCACUCAAUGACCAGCAAGCUACAGUGCUGGACACCAUGUGCCAAACAACUAGCAAGACAGGAACACAACCCCACCCAUUAGCAGAGAGGCUGCCUAAAAUCAUAAUAAGGUCACAGACACCCCGAAGCACACCACCAGAGGCGGUCCUGCCCACCAGAAAGACAAGAUCCAGCCUUAUCCACCAGAACACAAGCACCAGUCCCCUCCACCAGAAGCCUACACAAGCCACUGAACCAACCAUAGCCACUGGGGGCAGACACCAAAAACAAUGGGAACUGCGAACCUGCAGCCUGUGAAAAGGAGACCCCAAACACAGUAAGUUAGGGAAAAUGAGAAGACAUAGAAACAGCAGAUGAAGGAGCAAGGCAAAAACCCUCCAGACUAAACAAAUGAAGAGGAAAUAAGCACUCUACCUGAAAAAGAAUUCAGAGUAAUGAUAGUAAAGAUGAUCCAAAAUCUUGGAAAUAGAAUGGAGAAAAUACAAGAAAUGUUUAACAAGGACGAAGAAGAACUAAAGAGCAAACAAACAAUGAUGAACAACACAAUAAAUGAAAUUAAAAAUUCUCUGGAAGGAAUCAAUAGCAGAAUAACAGGCAGAAGAACGAAUGAGUGACCUGGAAGAUAAAAUAGUGGAAAUAACUACUGCAGAGCAGAAUAAAGAAAAAAGAAUGAAAAGAAUUGAGACCAGUCUCAGAGACCUCUGGGACAACAUUAAACACACCAACAUUCGAAUUAUAGGGGUCCCAGAAGAAGAAGAGAAAAAGAAAGGGAUUGAGAAAAUAUUUGAAGAGAUUACAGUUGAAAACUUCCCUGAUAUGGGAAAGGAAAUAAUCAAGUACAAGGGCAGAGAGUCCCAUACAGGAUAAAUCCAAGGAGAAACACACCAAGACACAUAUUAAUCAAACUAUCAAAAAUUAAAAACAAAAAAUAUGAAAAGCAACAAGGGAAAAACAACAAAUAACAUACAAAGGAAUCCCCAUAAGGUUAACAGCUGAUCUUUCAGCAGAAACUCUGCAAGCCAGAAGGGAGUGGCAGGACAUAUUUAAAGUGAUGAAACGGAAAAACCUACAACCAAGAUUAGUCUACCCAGCAAGGAUCUCAUUCUGAUUCGACAGAGAAAUUAAAAGCUUUACAGACAAGCAAAAGCUAAAGAAUUCAGCACCAGCAAACCAGCUUUAAAACAAAUGCUAAAGGAACUUCUCUAGGCAGGAAACACAAGAGAAGGAAAAGACCUACAAUAACACCCAAAACAAUUAAAAAUGGUAAUAGGAGCAUCCAUAUCGAUAACUACCUUAAAUGCAAAUGGAUUAAAUGAUCUAACCAAAAGAUAUACACUGGCUGAAUGGAUACAAAAACAAGACCUGUAUAUAUGCUGUCUACAAGAGAUCCACUUCACACCUAGGGACACAUACAAAUUGAAAGUGAGGGGAUGAUAAAAUAUAUUCCAUGCAAGCGGAAAUCAAAAGAAAUCUGGAGUAGCAAUUCUUAUAUCAGACAAAAUAGACUUUAAAAUAAAGGCUAUUACAAGAGACAAAGAGGGACACUACAUAAUGAUCAAGGGAUCAAUCCAAGAAGAAGAUACAACAAUUAUAAAAAUUUAUUCACCCAACAUAGGAGCACCUCAAUACAUAAGGCAAAUGCUAACAGCCAUAAAAGAAGAAAUCGACAGUAACACAAUCAUAGUAGGGAACUUUAACACCCCACUUUCACCAAUGGACAGAUCAUCCAAACUGAAAAUAAAUAAGGAAACACAAGCUUUAAAUGAUACAUUAAACAAGAUGGACUUAAUAUUUAUAGGACAUUCCAUCCAAAAACAUAGAAUACACUUUCUUCUCAAGUGCUCGUGGAACAUUCUCCAGGAUAGAUCAUGUCUUGGGUCACAAAACAAGCCUUGGUAAAUUUAACAAAAUUGAAAUCAUAUCAAGUAUUUUUUCCGACCACAGUGCUAUGAGACUAGAUAUCAAUUACAGGAAAUAAUCUGUAAAAAAUACAAACACAUUAGGCUAAAUAAUACACUACUAAAUAACCAGGAGAUCACUGAAGAAAUCAAAAAGGAAAUCAAAAAAUACCUAGAAACAAAUGACAAUGAAAACACGACGACCCAAAAUCUAUGCAGUACAGCAAAAGCAGUUCUAAGAGGGAAGUUUAUAGCACUACAAUCCUACCUCAAGAAAGAAGAAACAUCUCAAAUAAUCUAACCUUGCACCUAAAGCAAUUAGAGAAAGAAGAACAAAAAAACCCCAAAGUUAGCAGAAGGAAAGAAAUCAUAAAGAUCAGAUCAGAAAUAAGUGAAAAAGAAAUGAAGGAAACAACAGCAAAGAUCAAUAAAACUAAAAGCUAGUUCUUUGAGAAGAUAAACAAAAUUGAUAAACCAUUAGCCAGACUUAUCAAGAAAAAGGGGAGGAGACUCAAGUCUAGAAUUAGAAAUGAAAAAGGACCAGUAACAACUGACACUGCAGAAAUACAAAGGAUUAUGAGAGAUUACUACAAGCAACUAUAUGCCAAUAAAAUGGACAACCUGGAAAUAAUGGACAAAUUCUUAGAAAAGUGCAAACUUCUGAGCCUGAACCAGGAAGAAAUAGAAAAUAUAAACAGACCAAUCACAAGCACUGAAAUUGAGACUGUGAUUAAAAAUCUUCCAACAAACAAAAGCUCACAACUAAAUGGCUUCACAGGCGAAUUCUGUCAAACAUUCAGAGAAGAGAUAACACCUAUCCUUCUCGAACUGUUCCAAAAUGUAGCAGAGGGAGGAACACUCCCAAACUCAUUCUACAAGGCCACCAUCACCCUGUUACCAAAACCAGACAAAGAUGUCACAAAGAAAGAAAACUACAGGCCAAUAUCACUGAUGAACAUAGAUGCAAAAAUCCUCAACAAAAUACUAGCAAACAGAAUCCAACAGCACAUUAAAAGGAUCAUACACCAUGAGCAAGUGGGGUUUAUCCCAGGAACGCAAGGAUUCUUCAACAUAGCAAAUCAAUCAAUGUGACAAACCAUAUUAACAAACUGAAAGAGAAAAAACAUAUGAUCAUCUCAAUAGAUGCAGAAAAAGCUUUCAACAAAAUUCAACACCCAUUUAUGAUAAAAACCCUGCAGAAAGUAGGCAUAGAGGGAACUUUCCUCAACAUAAUAAAGGCCAUAUAUGAAAAACCCACAGCCAACAUCAUUCUCAAUGGUGAAAAACUGAAACCAUUUCCUCUAAGAUCAGGAACAAACAAGGUUGUCCACUCUCACCACUAUUAUGCAACAUAGUUUUGGAAGUUUUAGCCACAGCAAUCAGACAAGAAAAAGGAAUUCAAAGAAUCCAAAUCAGAAAAGAAGUAAAGCUGUCACUGUUUGCAGAUGACAUGAUACUAUACAUAGAGAAUCCUAAAGAUGCUACCAGAAAACUACUAGAACUAAUCAAUGAAUUUGGUAAAGUAGCAAGAUACAAAAUUAAUGCACAGAAAUCUCGUGCAUUCCUAUACACUAAUGGUAAAAAUAUCUGAAAGAGAAAUUAAGGAAACACUCCCAUUUACUAUUGCAACAAAAAGAAUAAAAUACCUAGGAAUAAACCUACCUAAGGAGACAAAAGACCUCUAUGCAGAAAAUUAUAUGACACUGAAGAAAGAAAUUAAAGAUGAUACAAACAGAUGGAGAGAUAUACCAUGUUCUUGGAUUGGAAGAAUCAACAUUGUGAAAAUGACUAUAAUACCCAAAGCAAUCUACAGAUUCAUUGAAAUCCCUAUCAAACUACCAAUGGCAUUUUUCACAGAACUAGAACAAAAAAUUUCACAAUUUGUAUGGAAACACAAAAGACCCCAAAUAGCAAAAGCAAUCUUGAGGGAAAAAAACGGAGCUGGAGGAAUCAGGCUCCCAGACUUCAGACUAUACUACAAAGCUACAGUAAUCAAGACAGUAUGGUACUGGCACAGAAACAGAAAUAUAGCUCAAUGGAACAGGAUAGAAAGCCCAGAGGUAAGCCCACGCACAUAUGGUCACCUCAUUUUUGAUUAAGAAGGCAAGAAUAUACAAUGGAUAAAAGACAGUUUCUUCAGUAAGUGGUGCUGGGGAAACUGGACAGCUACAUGCAAAAGAAUGAAAUUAGAACACUCCCUAACACCAUACACAAAAAUAAACUGAAAAUGUAUUAAAGACCUAAAUGUAAGGCCAGACACUGUAAAACUCUUAGAGGAAAACAUAGGUAGAACACUAUAUGAAAUACAUCACAGCAUGGCCCUUUUUGACCCACCUCCUAGAGAAAGGAAAUAAAAACAAAAAUAAACAAAUGGGACCUAAUGAAUCGUAAAAGCUUUCGUACAGCAAAGGAAACCAUAAACAAGACCAAAAGACAACCCUCAGAAUGGGAGAAUAUAUUUGCAAAUGAAGCAACUGACAAAGGAUUAAUCUCCAAAAUUUACAAGCAGCUCAUGCAGCUCAAUAUCAAAAAAAACAACCCAAUCCAAAAAUGGGCAGAAGACCUAAAUAGACCUUUCUUCAAAGAAGAUAUACAGAUUGCCAUGAAAGGAUGCUCAACAUCACUAACCAUUAGAGAAAUGCAAAUCAAAACUAAAAUGAGGUAUCACCUCACAACAGUCAGAAUUGCUGUCAUCAAAAAAAAAAUGGCCAUCACAAAAUCUACAAACAAUAAAUGCUGUACAGGGUGUGGAGAAAAGGGAACCCUCUUGCACUACUGGUGGGAAUGUAAAUUGAUACAGCCACUAUGGAGAACAGUAUGGAGGUUCCUUAAAAAACUAAAAAUAGAACUACCAUAUGACUCAGCAAUCCCACUACUGGGCAUAUACCCUGAGAAAACCAUAAUUCAAAAACAGUCAUGUACCAAAAUGUUCAUUGCAGCUCUAUUUACAAUAGCCAGGACAUGAAAGCAACCUAAGUGUCCAUCAACAGAUGAAUGGAUAAAGAAGAUGUGGCACAUAUAUACAAUGGAAUAUUAGCCAUAAAAAGAAACGAAAUUGAGUUAUUUGUAGUGAGGUGGAUGGACCUAGGGUCUGCCAUACAGAGUGAAGUAAGUCAGAAAGAGAGAAACAAAUACCGUAUGCUAAUACAUAUAUAUGGAAUCUUAAAAAAAAAAAAAGGUUCUGAAGCACCUAGGGGCAGGACAGGAAUAAAAACACAGACGAGUAGAAUGGACUUGAGGACACGGGGAGGGGGCAGGGUAAGCUGGAACAAAGUGAGGGAGUGGCAUGGACAUAUAUACACUACCAAAUGUAAAAUAGAUAGCUAGUAGGAAGCAGCUGCAUAGCACAGGGAGAUCAUCUGGGUGCUUUGUGACCACCUAGAUGGGUGAGGAUGGGUUGGAGGGAGACACAAGAGGGAGGAGAUACGAGGAUAUAUGUAUAUGUACAGCUGAUUCAUUUUGUUAUACAGCGGAA
Mesoplodon densirostris (Blainville's beaked whale) is the source of this 9728-nucleotide messenger RNA. RefSeq names its product kinesin family member 15 (gene KIF15). The transcript is spliced from 35 exons. NCBI's taxonomy places the organism in Eukaryota, Metazoa, Chordata, Mammalia, Artiodactyla, Ziphiidae. Gene Ontology annotation, biological process: microtubule-based movement. The record is from RefSeq and is a predicted model, not a curated record. The coding region runs from base 71 to 4243 and encodes 1390 amino acids. Gene Ontology annotation, molecular function: microtubule binding; microtubule motor activity; ATP binding.